This is a messenger RNA of Plasmodium berghei ANKA, 2190 nucleotides long. Its product is annotated as conserved Plasmodium protein, unknown function. The transcript has a single exon. NCBI's taxonomy places the organism in Eukaryota, Apicomplexa, Aconoidasida, Haemosporida, Plasmodiidae. Bases 1 to 2190 code for a protein of 729 amino acids. The record is from RefSeq and is a predicted model, not a curated record.
AUGAAACGACCAAUAUAUCUCUUAUUUGUAUUCCUACUCUUUAUUCAAUACACACUAUGUUUUAAUAAAAUAAUUGAUGAUAAUAAUACACCUAAUGGUGUAUUAAAAUCGAUGGGGAAUUCAUUAAGCUCUAUAUUACAUAACAAUAUAAAAAAUAUAAAAGACAUUUUUUUUAAAAACACUGGAAAUGUAACUAAACAUAUAACAAAUUUAAAUGAUGAUAUAUCAAAAAAUAUAAAUUAUAUCAAUUCAAUUUUUAAAAAAAGCCCAGCAGAAGAAUUGUAUAGAAUUGAUAAAUAUAGUAAAGAUCAGUUAAAUAAAUUAAAAGAAAAUCCAGAAAAUAAAUUAUUUUUCUCAAAAUUGUUUAAUUUUAAUUUUAAACCUUCAGACAAUACUAACAAUGCGACUGAAAUACCUCAACAAGAAAGUACAAGUGACGAAAAAACAGGAUUUUGGAAUUUUAUACAAAAUAUCAAUAAGGGUCAUGAUAAUAUUAAAGACAAGUUAGAAAAAGAAAAAAAUGAAAACAAAAAUGAAAGUAAAUGGUUCAAAUUUUUAUUCUCUUCAAAUGUGAACAAAAAUAAAGAAAAUGAAAAAGUCGAAAACAAUUAUAACAAUAAUAAUAGUACUAAUACUAUGAUUAAUAAAGAUAAUGAUGAAGAAAAUAAAUCAUAUUUUUUCUUUAGAAAAAAAAAAGAUAAAGAAACUGAAUCUAAAGAAGGUGUAAUAAACACAAAUAAUAAUGUGCAAAAUAAAUGGGCAAUUUUUGAUUCAUUUUUUUAUACUGAAAAUAAAAAUGAAGACAAAAUAGAAAAGGUAGAAAAUGUUGUUGAAGAAAAUAAAAAUAAUAAUGAAGAAAAAAAAUCCAGUUUUUUUUCUUUCUGGAAAUCUAAAAGUGAUGAAAAUGGAGAAAAAAAUGAAGAAAAAAAUGGAGAAAAAAAUGGAGAAAAAAAUGAAGAAAAAAAUGGAGAAAAAAAUGAAGAAAAAAAUGGAGAAAAAAAUGAAGAAAAAAAUGAAGAAAAAAAUGGAGAAAAAAAUACUAAUAUUCCGAACGAGAUUGAUGAAUCAACCUCAGGAAUUAUUAAUACACAAAAUAUAAACUUGAAUUUAAAAAAUAAAGAUGAUAAUAAAAAUUUAAUGAACUUAGUAAAAUAUUAUUAUGAAGACAACAAAAAUUUAAAUGAUGAAAAUUUAUUAUCUCUUUUAAAUACAGAGCAUAAAGGAGAUGCAUACGCAGACAUUUAUCCAUUGGCCGAGUUUAAAAUUUGUUUAAAUAAUUGUCACAAAAAUUUAGAAAAAAAUACUGAUGAAAAUGGAGAUAAAAAAAAAAUUAUAAAAAAUUUAUCUCAUACUAAUUAUAAAUCGUUAGAAAAAUGUAUUUCACAAUGUAAAAACAUGAGCCUUGAUAAUAUAAGUUUUAAAAAUAUAGAAAAAAAUGAAUAUGUUUUAAAUAUUAAAGAAAAUAAUAAAAUUUUCGAAAUUUUAAAAAAAGAUAAUACAAAUUUAAAUGAUGACUUAGCCCCCGCUUUUUCCGAUUUUCUUGCAUUUGAAAAAUAUAGUGAUAAUAACGAAAAAGAAGAAAAUAUAAAUAUGAAAAAUAUUUCAACAAAAUUAAAAAAUAAUAAUUUUUUAAAUAUGGAAUUUGUAAAAGAUAUUGAUUAUGAAAAAAACCAAAACGAGAUAGAUAAUAUUCAUGCACAAGAUUUGUCUACAACUUUAUAUAAUGCAAAUUCAAAUAUACAAAAUAAUGCUAUUAAUAAUUUACAAGAAAAAACUUUUGAUGUUUUAAGUAUAUUAGGAAAUAAAAGUGAUGAAACUAAAUUAAAUAAUUUGAAAGAAAAUACACAAUUUGAUGAAAAUCGUAAAAUAAAAAUUCAAUCCAAUAUAAAUGAUAAUAAUGAAAAUGAUAAAAAGCAUGGAUAUAUUUCUACAAGCUUUUUUCUAUUUAUGGUUUUAGUAACAUUUUUUAUAUAUCUAUCUGCUUUUACUAAUAUAAUUAAUCAGUUUUAUGUAUCAUUUAAAGAAAAAAUUAUAUUAUAUAUUAAAGAAUAUAAAAAUAAGUUAAAUCAAAUUAAUGGCGAAUCUUAUCAACCAUUUAUACCAAAAGACUUUAAUCAAAACUAUAGCGAAUCAGCUUCUUAUGAUAGUGCAUAUAAUCCACUUCAAAAUACAUAUGAAUUUCAUAAUUAA